Soboliphyme baturini is the source of this 753-nucleotide messenger RNA. The record is from the annotation of a GenBank genome assembly. Lineage: Eukaryota; Metazoa; Nematoda; Enoplea; Dioctophymatida; Soboliphymatidae.
AUGACACGAAAAGAUCUGGAAAUCAAGGAGGAAAAUGCCAAAGAGAUUGACUUCGUCGACAAGGACAUAACAAGCUUCGGGGAUAUCGCCCAUGUUUGUGAGUUUAAACCGCAGUUUCAGCUUGAAUAUGUCCAGCUGACCUGUCUGUCUUUAAGUCACAACAAAAUUACUGUCGUUCCUCCCGGCAUUGCCGCUUUGGUUAAUUUGGAGGUGCUGACUCUCUGGAAUAACCGCAUUGAGGACUUACCACCAUCGAUCUCAUCCCUUGCCAAACUUAGAGUGCUAAACUUGGGGAUGAAUCGUUUGUGGACCCUGCCCCGCGGAUUCGGCUCCUUCAAGGCCCUUGAAGUGCUGGAUUUGACCCACAACAAUAUUAGCGAGAAAAGUCUUCCGGGCAACUUUUUUAUGAUAGAAUCGUUGCGAGCCCUGUAUUUGGGUGAUAAUGACUUUGAAGUACUGCCGCCUGAAAUCAAGAACCUUAAAAACUUACAAAUUCUCGUACUCAGAGACAACAAUCUAGUCAGUCUUCCAUCAGAGAUCGGCGAACUCGCUCGUCUUAGGGAACUUCAUCUGCAAGGAAAUCGCUUGACUUUAUUGCCACCGGAAGUCGGAACCUUGGAUUUGAUCGGGAGCAAGUCGGUUUUCCGUUUGGAUUCAAACCCCUGGGUAACGCCAAUCGCUGAACAGCUUGGAAAAGGCGAUUUUAGUCUAACGAAUCUGGUCAAUUACAUUCGAUCUGACACUUACAUAUAG